This is a messenger RNA of Mercurialis annua (annual mercury), 2824 nucleotides long. Its product is annotated as sucrose synthase. The transcript has 14 exons. The coding region runs from base 146 to 2563 and encodes 805 amino acids. Gene Ontology annotation, biological process: sucrose metabolic process. The record is from RefSeq and is a predicted model, not a curated record. Lineage: Eukaryota; Viridiplantae; Streptophyta; Magnoliopsida; Malpighiales; Euphorbiaceae. Gene Ontology annotation, molecular function: sucrose synthase activity.
CCCCACUCUGUUUCAACCCCAUUUUUUCCUAUAAAUUUUCAGCAAUUCCACUCUUUCAAUCACAACACUUCAUUGUGUAUCCCUUCUCUGUUCUCCAUUUUUGCGUUUGGUUUUUUUGCUGAGAAUUUUCUGAUCAGAAGAAGCUAUGGCUGAACGAGCUAUCACUCGGGUUCACAGCAUUCGUGAACGUCUCGACGAGACACUUGCUGCUAACCGCAAUGAGAUUGUGGCCUUACUUACAAGAAUUGAAGGUAAGGGAAAAGGAAUUCUUCAACACCACCAGAUCAUUGCUGAAUUUGAGGCAAUUCCUGAAGAUAGCAGAAAGAAACUAUUGGAGAGUGUUUUUGGUGAAGUUCUGAGAGCAGCUCAGGAAGCAAUCGUUGUGUCUCCAUGGAUUGCCCUUGCUGUGCGCCCAAGGCCCGGUGUGUGGGAGUAUCUCAGAGUGAAUGUUCAUGCUCUUGCUGUUGAGGAGUUGAAAGUUGCCGAGUAUCUUCACUUCAAGGAGGAACUUGUUGACCCAAGUCAAAAUGGCAACUUUGUGCUUGAGUUGGACUUUGAACCAUUCAAUGCAUCUUUCCCUCGCCCAACACUCUCGAAGUACAUCGGAAAUGGUGUUGAGUUCCUCAACCGUCACCUUUCCGCGAAAUUGUUUCAUGACAAGGAGAGCUUCCAUCCUCUGCUUGAAUUUUUGAAGGUCCACUGCCACAAGGGGAAGAACAUGAUGCUGAAUGACAAAAUUCAGAACUUGGAUUCCUUGCAAUAUGUUCUGAGGAAGGCAGAGGAGUAUCUCAUUACAUUGCCAGCCACAACUCCUUGCUCCGACUUUGAGAGCAAAUUCCAGGAAAUUGGCUUGGAGAAAGGGUGGGGUAACACCGCUGAGCGCGUUCUUGAAAUGAUCCAACUUCUUUUGGAUCUCCUUGAGGCUCCUGACCCAUGCACUCUAGAAACUUUCCUCGGUAGAAUCCCAAUGGUUUUCAAUGUUGUGAUUAUGUCGCCUCACGGAUACUUUGCGCAGGACAAUGUUUUGGGUUAUCCUGAUACUGGAGGCCAGGUUGUUUAUAUCUUGGAUCAAGUUCGUGCCUUGGAGACUGAAAUGCUUCAGCGUAUUAAGCAACAAGGACUUGAUAUCAUUCCCCGUAUUCUCAUUAUCACUAGACUUCUCCCUGAUGCAGUUGGAACCACCUGUGGUCAGCGUCUAGAGAAAGUCGAUGGAUCUGAGCAUUCAGAUAUCCUUCGUAUUCCGUUCAGAACUGAAAAGGGAAUUGUCCGUAAAUGGAUCUCGCGUUUCGAAGUCUGGCCCUAUCUAGAGACUUUCACCGAGGAUGUUGCCACUGAAAUUAGCAAGGAGUUUCAGGGCAAGCCUGAUUUGAUCAUCGGGAAUUACAGUGAUGGCAACAUUGUUGCUACGCUGCUGGCGCACAAAUUAGGUGUUACAGAGUGUACCAUUGCCCAUGCUCUCGAAAAAACUAAAUACCCGGAAUCAGACAUCUACUGGAAAUCGAUGGACGAGAAGUACCAUUUCUCUUGCCAGUUUACUGCAGAUCUUAUAGCCAUGAAUCACACAGAUUUCAUCAUCACUAGUACUUUCCAAGAAAUCGCUGGAAGCAAAGACACUGUUGGUCAAUACGAGAGCCACACGGCUUUUACACUUCCGGGACUGUAUAGAGUUGUUCACGGUAUAGAUGUGUUUGAUCCCAAGUUCAACAUUGUCUCCCCCGGAGCUGAUGAGGAAAUCUACUACCCCUACACAGAGACAGACCGUAGGUUGACUGCUUUCCAUCCGGAAAUUGAAGAGCUUCUCUACAGCCCUGUUGAGAAUAAAGAACACCUAUGCGUGCUAAAAGAUCGCAACAAGCCAAUCAUAUUCACCAUGGCAAGGCUGGAUAGAGUUAAGAAUUUAGGUGGGCUUGUAGAGUGGUAUGGAAAGAAUGCCAAGCUUCGUGAAUUGGCUAACCUAGUUGUCGUUGGUGGCGAUAGAAGAAAGGAGUCUAAAGAUCUUGAAGAGCAAGCUGAGAUGAAAAAAAUGCACGGUCUUAUCGAGAAAUAUAAUCUGAAUGGUCAGUUCAGAUGGAUUUCUUCCCAAAUGAACCGGGUGAGGAAUGGUGAACUCUACCGAUACAUCUGUGAUGGCAAGGGAGUGUUCGUUCAGCCUGCUAUAUACGAGGCUUUUGGAUUGACUGUUGUUGAGGCCAUGUCCUGUGGUUUACCAACUUUUGCUACUUGCAAUGGUGGCCCCGCUGAGAUUAUUGUGCAUGGAAAAUCUGGAUUCCAUAUCGACCCUUACCAUGGUGAUCAGGCUGCCGAGCUCCUUGUCGAAUUCUUCGAGAAGAGCAAAGUUGACCCGUCUCACUGGGACAAGAUCUCCCACGGAGGCCUGCAACGUAUCCAGGAGAAGUACACAUGGAAAAUCUAUUCUCAGAGGCUAUUGACCCUCACUGGUGUAUAUGGAUUCUGGAAACAUGUAUCUAAACUCGACCGCCGUGAGAGCAAGCGUUACAUUGAGAUGUUCUAUGCCUUGAAGUACAAGAAACUGGCCGACUCGGUUCCUCUAACCGUUGAGUAAAUCUGAACCAAGAGAGAAACAUUGGAUGGUUUGUGAGUUUUGAAGGUUCAAGUGGGAAGUUUUGAAGUUGUGAAGAAUAAAUAUUGUCAAUUUCACAAUUGUGAUUGGCUAAAAAACCAAGGCUUUCCAUUGCUUCAUUUGAUCUUCUUUUUUUUCCAUUCCUUUUGUUUUUCCUUUUCAAUUUGCUUUUUGCAGCAUUUUAUGCAAUUUGGCUAUUGAGCCUCUUCAAUUUCAGUAAAGGUUGUGUCUUUUUUUGGGUCA